GCAAUCUUAAAAAUCUUCUUUUAGGAUUCGUCCUAAAAGGUCUCCCGCGGCCGUUUUUCAUAUGCGUAUACGCAGCCGCGCCGCCGAUGUCCGUUCAUUCCUGGCUGGUGUCCGUGGUACACACUGCAGUGGCCCUUGGGGUGGGGGGGGCGGAGGACGGCCAGGUGACACGUGUGACGUAGAAAAGACGGUGCUGGCGAACCUUUUGGCGUGGGUAUCCAUCUUUCGAGUCUAUGCAAGUUGUGAGCAGCGGGCGCAUCUUCCUGCAAGGCGCAUCUUCACCUCCGGCGUGCGUACUUUCCUGUGGAAGCGUAGAGCAGCGGGCGCGUCUUCGGCUCCGGCGUGCGUCAUCUCCUGUGGCAGCGUACAGCAGCGGGCGCAUCUUCGGCUCCGGCGUGCGUGGUUUCCUGCGGCAGGGUUGAUCAGCGGGCGUGUCUUCGGCGGCUGUGGCAGGCGUCACGCUGUAGAUGCGGAACGAUUGUCAAAGAUGGACGUUCGCGGCUGCGGGCACAGUCUACGCGAAGAAGAGAUCGACGCAGUGGCGAUGGCGGUGACUGCCGUCGUCGUCAACACGAUGAGCGACAUGUCGUCGUCCUCACGCGACAUGGUGAUGCAGCUCCGCAAACGAAGAGCGCUGUUGCAGAGCGUUGCCGAAGCGUCGGAUUGCUUGGCCACGUGUGAGGCAGUCGUCCAGUUGUGUGUCGCGCUGUCGUCUGGCGUUUUCCCGCGGCAGACCCCGCGUUGGUGGAUUAGACGACGGACUGGCGGAACAUGGGAGGACCUCCGCCUGUGUGAUGAUGUGACGGACGAGUACUACCGGCAGAAGUUGCACAUGUCGAUGGCCAUGUUCACCCAGAUCGUAGCCGCGUGCGCCGCGUACGUGGAGAAGAAGGUCACACACUACAGGAUGCCAUUGCUAGUGGAGCAGGUGAUCGCUUUCGCAUUGUACAGGUGGGCGUCCGGAGAGAUGUACGAGAGCGGCACUUCAGCCUUCGGCAUCGGCAGGGCAACUGGACUGCAGGCCGUCCGCGACGUCACUUCGGCGUUGCUGCAGGCAUACCCCGACGCGAUAAAGAGGCCAGUGGGCCGUAGACGUGCGCAGAUUCUGCGUGGCUUUCGUGGGAAGGGUUUCCCAAACUGCUUCGGCGCAAUCGAUUGUACACACAUCUACAUUGACAAGCCCGUCGGUGCACCUUCGGCCAACUACUACGACCGAAAACAAAAGUUCUCCGUGAAGGUGCAAGUGGUGGUGGAUUUGGAUUUGUGGGUCCUCGACGUCCACGUCGGAUACCCGGGAAGUAUGCACAACGUCCGUGUCUUGCACAAUUCCCAGUUGUGGGGGCGUGCAGAAACUGGCGAGCUGUUCAACGCACCUUCGGAGAAUCUGCCGCACGGUGUCGCCACACGAGGUUACCUGCUGGGCGACAACGGUUGUCCAGUUGCCUGUCCAUGGAUCGUGCAGCCGUACAGAGGAAUCGACCAAGGUCCUGACGAGGAGCGCUUCGACACGAGGCAGAAGGUGGUGCGGGGAUGUGUGGAGAGGGCAUUCGAGCGACUGAAGUGCAUGUGGCGUCUGUUCUUGCGCACCCACAAGAUGAACCUGGAGACCUUGCCAGAACAAUUUGUGCCCGUGUGCACUCUCCACAACAUCCUCCUCGACGCGGGGAACGACUUCGACGAGAACCUUUUGUGGGAGGUCGAUGCGAACAGCGUUCGGCGUAGAGUGGACUUGGGCAUCAUAGGGAACGGCGCGGGCGGGCGGCAAUGGAGCACGAAUGUCGACGGGGACUUGUUGCGGGAUGCACUUCGAGACCGCCUAGCUUUGAUGUAGGACUGUGUGGACGCUGUCUCUUAUACACAUC
Molecule: messenger RNA, 1862 nt
Organism: Chara braunii
Lineage: Eukaryota; Viridiplantae; Streptophyta; Charophyceae; Charales; Characeae
Source: the annotation of a GenBank genome assembly